CACAUUUCUUGACACCCUGUGCAGGCGAAAUAAACAUUUCAAGUCGGCGUAGAAUUUUCUAAAAGUCAUCUGUUAAACAGAAAUACCGGUUAAUAUAUUUCAACAUGGGCGAUGCUGACAAAGCGAUGAACGAUACGGAAGUUGUUAAGACGGUGCAGGGAAUCCAAGUGAUCCCCGCCGAGGAAGUGGCCUCCAUCGAGGAGAUAAUUACAAUUGAUCCGGAUUGCUAUGAAUUGGAUCUGAAUCAUCGCCGAAUCGAGAAAUUGGAGAAUUUUGAACCCCUUACGCAGAUUGAACGUCUGUUCCUGCGCUGGAAUCUGAUUAAAAAGAUCGAGAACCUGUCGACGCUUAAGACUUUGGUCGAACUGGAGCUUUACGAUAAUCAGAUCACCAAGAUUGAGAAUCUUGAUGAGCUGACCAAUCUGGAAAUGUUGGACAUCAGCUUUAAUCGUCUUACCCAAAUAGAGAACCUUGACAAGCUGGUAAAGUUGGAAAAGGUAUUCUUCGUCUCGAAUCGCAUCUCCAAAAUCGAGAACAUAGAGAUGCUCACGAAUCUUACCAUGUUGGAGCUGGGAGACAACAAACUGAAGAAGAUCGAAAACAUCGAAACGCUGGUGAACCUGCGACAGCUUUUCCUGGGCAAAAACAAGAUAGCCAAAAUCGAAAACCUAGACACUCUGGUCAACCUGGAAAUCCUUAGUCUGCAGGCCAAUCGCAUUGUGAAAAUUGAGAACAUAGAGAAGUUGACUAGCCUUCGAGAGCUUUACAUAUCAGAAAAUGGUGUGGAAACCAUUGAAAACCUCUCCGAGAACAAAAAGCUGGAGACUCUAGACUUGGCCAAGAACCGAUUGAAGAGCAUUGGCAACCUAGAAAGCCUGGAACUCCUCGAGGAACUUUGGCUGAACCACAACGGCGUGGACGAUUGGAAGAACAUCGAGUUGCUGAAGGUAAACACGGCCCUGCAGACGAUCUACCUGGAGUACAAUCCCCUGGCCAAAGACGUCCGUUAUCGCUCCAAGCUACGCGACAUCCUGCCGCAGCUGCAGAAGAUCGAUGCCACCCUGUGCAAGGUGCCCGGAUCCUAGAUGGAUCUGACCUAACCCCUCUAAAAGACUAAUCCGCGGCGAUACGCCGACACAUUUGUAUUGAAUAACUUUGGAAAAUUGCGUUUAAAUAUAUAUUAAAACUAAAAAAUUUAA
Messenger RNA from Drosophila ficusphila, 1199 nucleotides. It is a transcript of the gene sds22, whose product is annotated as protein phosphatase 1 regulatory subunit 7. Gene Ontology annotation, molecular function: protein binding. The transcript has a single exon. NCBI's taxonomy places the organism in Eukaryota, Metazoa, Arthropoda, Insecta, Diptera, Drosophilidae. The coding region runs from base 105 to 1085 and encodes 326 amino acids. The record is from RefSeq and is a predicted model, not a curated record.